Molecule: messenger RNA, 1230 nt
Organism: Daphnia pulicaria
Lineage: Eukaryota; Metazoa; Arthropoda; Branchiopoda; Diplostraca; Daphniidae
Product: trypsin alpha-3-like
Exons: 8
Coding region: 106-930 (274 amino acids)
Biological process (GO): proteolysis
Molecular function (GO): serine-type endopeptidase activity
Source: RefSeq, a predicted model, not a curated record
UCAGUAUAAAACCCACCACCUUUUGUAGUUGAGCAUCAUUCUCAACUCGUCGCUUAUAAUACCUGCACGAGGUCUGAAGUCUAGGCUACCACGCUAAAAAUCACAAUGCGAUUCAUUUUUUCAAAAAUUGGGCUAUUUUUCUUUGUCAGUUUCGCGUUUUCAAAUUCGCUUUCAGUCGCCGACGGCUUGGAAAAUGUUGAGUUCAAGGAGAAACAUUUAAGAGAAAGUGAUUCCGAUGAUGAAAAUGAUCACAUAGUUGGUGGAACAGCAGCUGCCCCUGGAGAAUUUCCAUUUCAAGCAGCCUUGAACCUCAAUGGUGGUUUGUGCGGAGGAACUUUGAUUUCAGAAUCCAUUAUUUUGACAGCAGCGCAUUGCUUGAGCGGUAAAACAGCUGCCUCUACCACCAAAUUCAGUGUGACCGCCAACACAACAUCGUUGAGAGGCGGAGCCAAUGCCGUCACUCGAAGAGUGAGAAAAUUCGUCGUUCACGGCUCUUACAAUUCCAAAACGAACGAUAACGAUAUUGCCCUGCUGGCUUUAAGUUCACCGAUAAAGAACGUCGCGUUCGUUAAGCUUCCGCCAGCCUCGGCCGGUACUUACGCAGGCAAUUCGGCGGUUAUUGCCGGAUGGGGUACAACAUCUUCCGGAGGGCGCAUCUCGCAAACUCUGCUCAAAGCUACGGUCACGGUUUUGGAGAAUGCAGCUUGCAACAAAAAAUACGGCGGGAAAAUUACCAGUAACAUGAUUUGUGCCGCCGCUCCGGGUAAAGACACCUGUCAGGGUGACAGUGGUGGUCCCUUGCUAGUUGGAGGAGUUCAAGGGGGCAUCACCAGCUUCGGAUAUGGCUGCGCUGAUUCUAAAUUUCCCGGCGUGUACACUCGAGUUUCAAAUUACGUCGAUUGGAUCAAGAGAACCUCGGCUAACAUUUAAAUGGCACGAUAAGGCAGAGGAAAAAAUCGGAGCGCACCCUUGCCAGCCCCUUGCCGUAAUUACAUUAUAUAAUUAAUUAUAGAAUUUUUCUCUUAUAAAAUUAUUUAAAAAAUUCUAUAUUUCAUUUGAGGGCAAUCAAUUUUGUUAUUGGUAUUCGGGUCUGUUUGGAGAAGCUUUGGAAAUUAUUUGGCAUGUGUUAUGGUCUACAUGAGAAUAGGGUACUUGUAGAAAUUGCAUAAAAAUACUGUUUAGUUUUCCUUCAGAAUUAUCAAAAGAAGUCGAAUAUAUCCUUACCCAACG